UGUCAGGGGCGGGUCUCAGGUUGGCGGGAGAGCCCAGCAGGGAUCUAGCGUCGAGAAGGAGGGGCAGCCUCCGGGGCUCAGGGCCCCAGGAGAGGGCGAGGGGGUGGGUGGGGGGAUUAGCUCUGCCUGAGACGCGCGUAGGGGGGGAAGGGGAGGGACUGAGAGGCGGGCGGGCCUGGAGCAAGCGGGAGCAAGCGGGAGCCGCGCUGCCUUCACAGCUAAGCUGGGCCCAGCCUCUCCCCUGCCUCUCCUCGGCCCCAGCUCCUGGCGAGCAGCGGCUUCCAUGGAACUAGCCCAAGCAACAGGCCUGAUUACCCCCAGGGGUGGGAUCAAUGAUGCCAGAUUCCCAGGGCCUGUCUGAAGAGCAUGCUGCCCCCUCACUCCCCGCCUGGCCUCGCCAUCCCUGCCCCCCCAGCCUGACCCCCGGCCCCAGCAUGGCCCAGGGUGCCAUGCGCUUCUGCUCAGAAGGCGACUGUGCCAUCUCCCCACCACGAUGCCCACGCCGGUGGCUCCCCGAAGGCCCGGUGCCCCAGAGUCCCCCGGCCAGCAUGUAUGGCAGCACAGGCUCCCUGCUACAGCGGGUGGCAGGUCCAGGUCCCCGAGGCCGGGAACUGGGACGUGUGACAGCACCCUGUACACCCCUGCGUGGCCCCCCCUCACCCCGUGUUGCUCCUUCACCCUGGGCACCCUCUUCACCCACUGGGCAGCCCCCACCAGGGGCCCAGAGCUCUGUGGUCAUAUUCCGUUUUGUGGAGAAGGCCAGUGUGAGGCCACUGAAUGGGCUACCUUCUCCUGGAGGCUUGAGUCGGAGCUGGGACCUGGGUGGGGUCUCUCCUCCCAGGCCCACCCCAGCCCUUGGGCCUGGCUCCAACCGGAAGUUGCGGCUGGAGGCAUCCACAUCAGACCCACUCCCAGCAGGAAGAGGCUCAGCCCUGCCUGGCAGCCAGGGCCUUUCACAUGGUCCACCAGGCCAACCUCAGGUUGGGGCAGAUGGCCUUUACUCCUCUCUCCCCAAUGGACUGGGGGGCCACUCUGAGCACCUGGCCACGCUAUUCCGAGGAGCUGCUGACACUGGACUCCUGAACCAGGGGGACACCUGGUUCUCCCCCCGGGAAGUCUCUUCUCAUGCCCAGAGAAUUGCUCGAGCCAAAUGGGAGUUCUUCUAUGGCUCCUUGGACCCCCCCCAGCUCAGGUAAGGUGCUAAGCCCCCAGAGCAGGCCCCCCCAUCUCCACCUGGGGUGGGCUCAGGACAGGGCUCUGGGGUGGCUGUGGGGCGAGCAGCCAAGUACUCCGAGACGGACCUGGACACAGUGCCCCUGAGGUGCUACCGCGAGACCGACAUCGAUGAGGUGCUGGCUGAGCGGGAGGAGGCUGACUCAGCCAUCGAGAGUCAGCCCAGCUCUGAGGGCCCACCUGGCACUGCCCGCCCACCUGCCCCACGUCCAAGCCCAUGCCUUGGCCCUCAUUCCAGCCUGGGCAGUGGUAAUGAGGACGAGGAUGAGGCAGGUGGGGAAGAGGAUGUGGACGACGAGGUGUUUGAGGCCUCAGAGGGGGCCCGGCCAGGCACCCGAAUGCCUCACCCUGGGCCUCUCAAAUCGCCUGUGCCCUUUCUACCUGGGACCAGCCCCUCGGCUGAUGGGCCUGACUCUUUCAGUUGUGUAUUUGAAGCCAUCUUGGAGUCACAUCGGGCCAAGGGCACCUCCUACACCAGCCUUGCCUCGCUGGAAGCCCUGGCCUCACCUGGCCCAACCCAGAGCCCCUUCUUCACCUUUGAGCUGCCUCCCCAACCCCCUGCCCCCCGGCCUGACCCACCUGCUCCUGCCCCACUUGCCCCUCUCGAUCCGGAUUCUGGUACCAGCUCUGCUGCCGAUGGGCCUUGGACACAGAGAGGGGAGGAAGAGGAGGCAGAGGCUGGAGCCAAGCAAGCCCCCGGGAGGGAGCCCCCUAGUCCCUGCCGCUCAGAGGACAGCUUUGGGCUGGGGGCAGCACCCCUGGGCAGUGAACCACCCCUGAGCCAGCUGGUGUCUGACUCAGACUCAGAGCUGGACAGCACAGAGCGGCUGGCCCUGGGAAGCACAGAUACCUUGUCCAAUGGGCAGAAAGCAGACCUGGAGGCUGCGCAGCGCCUAGCUAAGAGGCUCUACCGACUAGACGGCUUCAGGAAGGCUGACGUGGCCAGGCACCUCGGCAAGAACAAUGACUUCAGCAAACUUGUGGCUGGCGAGUACCUCAAGUUCUUUGUUUUCACGGGCAUGACUCUGGACCAAGCUCUCAGGGUGUUUCUGAAGGAGCUGGCCUUAAUGGGUGAGACCCAGGAACGGGAGCGUGUGCUGGCCCACUUCUCCCAGAGAUACUUCCAGUGCAAUCCUGGAGCCCUGUCCUCAGAGGACGGUGCGCACACGCUGACCUGCGCCCUCAUGCUACUCAACACAGAUCUCCACGGCCACAACAUCGGGAAGCGCAUGACCUGCGGAGACUUCAUCGGGAACUUGGAGGGCCUCAACGAAGGCGGCGACUUCCCCAGGGAGCUGCUCAAGGCCCUGUACAGCUCCAUCAAGAAUGAAAAGUUGCAGUGGGCCAUAGACGAGGAGGAGCUGAGACGCUCUCUGUCUGAGUUGGCCGACCCCAACCCCAAGGUCAUCAAGAGGGUCAGCGGGGGCAGUGGCAGCGGCUCCAGCCCUUUCCUGGACCUGACUCCUGAGCCUGGGGCUGCAGUCUACAAGCACGGGGCCCUGGUGCGAAAGGUGCACGCAGACCCUGACUGCAGGAAGACACCUCGGGGCAAGCGGGGCUGGAAGAGCUUCCACGGAAUCCUCAAGGGCAUGAUCCUCUACCUGCAGAAGGAGGAGUACCAGCCCGGGAAGGCGCUAUCAGAGGCAGAACUUAAGAACGCCAUCAGCAUCCACCACGCGCUGGCCACACGUGCCAGCGACUACAGCAAGAGGCCCCAUGUCUUCUAUCUACGCACAGCUGACUGGCGGGUCUUCCUCUUCCAGGCCCCGAGCCUGGAGCAGAUGCAGUCCUGGAUCACUCGCAUCAAUGUGGUGGCUGCCAUGUUCUCUGCACCCCCCUUCCCAGCUGCUGUUAGUUCCCAGAAGAAGUUCAGCCGCCCUCUGCUGCCCAGUGCUGCCACUCGCCUCUCCCAGGAGGAGCAGGUGCGGACUCACGAGGCCAAGCUGAGGGCCAUGGCAAGUGAGCUGCGGGAGCACCGGGCUGCCCAACUAGGCAAGAAGGCCCGGGGCAAGGAGGCUGAGGAGCAGCGGCACAAGGAGGCCUACCUGGAGUUUGAGAAAUCCCGCUAUGGCACAUACGCAACGCUGCUUCGGGUCAAGCUGAAGGCGGGCAGUGAAGAGCUGGAUGCGGUAGAGGCAGCACUGGCCCAGGCUGGGAGCACGGAGGAUGGACUCCCCCCACCUCAUUCCAGUCCUUCCCUGCAGCCCAACACCUCCAGCCAGCCCCGGGCUCAGUGUCAUGGCUCAGAGGCUCGGGCAGGCGCAGGCAGCGGACGGUGGAAGCCCUGAGUCAGGGGUGGGUGUGUAGGGGGGUGGUGCCCAUUGGGUACCUGCAUGACAUGGCCCCGCCUAAGCCCGGGCCGGCCUCGGGCCACCCACGAGGGCCCCUUGGCUCAGGGCCCGACCGCGCCGGACGCGGUGUCCGGGGCAGGGCAGGGCUAGGCCAUGGGCCUCGGGAGCCUAGGCUAAGGGCCCCUCUGAGAUCCCCUUUUUGUGAUAAUGUUUUGCACUUUUUCGUAUGGGGGGCUGGGGCGGGAGGGGCCAGGGCUCCUGGACUUUUGAUGCUUUUUUUCUUUUGUGGGGGAGGCCUGACCUUUCUGCUUUCUGCUGAGACCACUCCCACCCCUGACACCAGCAAUCUCCCUCCAUCCUGGGGCCUGGCUCAGACAGAGGCCAGGAGUUGGGGCUAGCUGGUUUUCCCUCCUUCCUCCCUGAGGGCUCACCCUCUCUCUUUCCAGAGGCAGAGGAAGGGUGUCCAUGCCGAGGCCCCCAUACACAGGCUGGGGGCAGCAUGGCCUUGCUUUCCCUCCUUCAGUGGGCCCUGCCCUUGUACAGCCUCCACUCCCAUUAAAACUGCUCUGGACUUGC
Equus quagga is the source of this 4100-nucleotide messenger RNA. It is a transcript of the gene PSD, whose product is annotated as pleckstrin and Sec7 domain containing. Gene Ontology annotation, molecular function: guanyl-nucleotide exchange factor activity; protein binding; phospholipid binding. Gene Ontology annotation, biological process: regulation of ARF protein signal transduction. The record is from RefSeq and is a predicted model, not a curated record. Lineage: Eukaryota; Metazoa; Chordata; Mammalia; Perissodactyla; Equidae. The transcript is spliced from 18 exons.